Adineta steineri is the source of this 1458-nucleotide messenger RNA. Lineage: Eukaryota; Metazoa; Rotifera; Eurotatoria; Adinetida; Adinetidae. The record is from the annotation of a GenBank genome assembly.
AUGAAUGAACUCAGCAUCUUUAAUUUAUCAUCUUCAAUAGGAAAGAUUAUAUUCAUCGCAAUCGUACUUUUAAUUAUUUUGUCCUCUUAUCUCAGUAAUCAACCUCCAUCGUCAUGUGAUAUGACAAUAGCAACAAAUCGAAAUUUCCACAAUUACUAUGGUAUAAUUGGUAUGACGAAUCAUUUCACAGCUGAUCCAGCCCAGGAAUGUCAAGCAAGUAUCAUCUAUCAACCAACGUUACCUCAAAUGAUAUUAAAACCCGAUCAUUCAGCAAGUUCAUUUAUGACAUUAGCCGAAUAUGGAACUGGUAAAACUUUACUCAGAUGUGAAUAUCUUAGAUCUUUAUCUUCAAAUGAGUAUCUCAAACUCACCAUAUUAGACAAACUAGUUACUCAAUAUCUCGAUCGAUUUAUUCAAAAAAUGAUUGAGGGUAAAAAGGAUUGUCAAAAAGAAAACUGUCUAGUCGACUGGUCAGAAAAUGAAUUUGCACAAUUACUUUUAUCCACUUUGGUCACAAACUUUAUUGAUUCAUAUGAUACUCACAAACACAACGGUCCUGAUUUAUCGUUAGAUGAAAAAAUUAAUCUCAUCACUAUCAUUUGUUAUUAUUACAACGGCUUAGGUACCAGUCAACUAGAGAAAUUUGUUAACUGGUUUCUCAAUAAAGACCUAUGGUCACACUAUAAAGCUGAUGGAGAACAUGUUCAGCCAUACAAGCAUCAUAAUCAACAAUUGUUGAAUCAUUUGAUAGUUGAUCUGAACAAAUUCUCUAUUCUAAACAAAAAUUCUGAACGAUUAGGUUUAUUACUGAUUAUUCUGGAAGGUGAAGGGUUUCAAAAUAGAGCUAUUGCCAAACAUCUAUAUGGUGAACAUUUUAAAGAUCUUGUUGAAUUUUCAUCGUUCAUCAAAACUUAUUUCAAAAAGACACCAGUAUUUGUUAUUGAUGGCAUUGAUCAAAAUGUCCAUUUUGUAGGAAAUGAAAACAGAGAUUCGUUCGAAUCUUUCUGUCGUUCCUCCGUUUCACCAUCAAUUCUUUCCAUGGUUAUGGCUAAUCAUUUUUAUCUUUCAUUAUUCUAUCCAAAAAUCGAUGGUGUUAAUAUCAAAGAUGUCAUUACUCGAAAAGAUAAAUUUCCUAUACAUACAAUUAGUUGGAAUACUAAAUCUCUGAUAAAUUAUGCUGAUUAUGUUCUUCAAGAAAUGAAUAAGAAUGCGAAGAAAACACGAUGUAAAGUAUUUCCGGAUUUCAAAAUAUUGGUGAAUUAUUCUGAUGAGAGAAAUGCUGAAAUUAUUAACAAAAUUCCAACACCAAGAGCUCUUCAUCGCUUUAUAGCGGAGCUGAUCCCAGAAAUGAACAACGAUGCGAAUAAUGUAGUAGAACCAUUUGAAGCAACUUUCGAAAACGUUGAUAAUGCUUAUAAGAACUCGUUCGAAUCAUUUGAAACAAAAACUAACGAAUGA